This is a messenger RNA of Eufriesea mexicana, 2511 nucleotides long. Its product is annotated as cationic amino acid transporter 4. Lineage: Eukaryota; Metazoa; Arthropoda; Insecta; Hymenoptera; Apidae. Gene Ontology annotation, biological process: amino acid transport; transmembrane transport. The record is from RefSeq and is a predicted model, not a curated record. Gene Ontology annotation, molecular function: amino acid transmembrane transporter activity. Gene Ontology annotation, cellular component: plasma membrane. The coding region runs from base 119 to 2059 and encodes 646 amino acids. The transcript is spliced from 9 exons.
CUCUGGAGAUUUCAGCGUCUGUCGUGAUCUCGUUCGUCGCAGUUCAGAUUUUGUCACUACCGUUCGAACGUCGAACAAUCGUGAAUACGAAUAUAUCGUCGAUUCCAUAUAAGAGAAAAUGCCGUCGGUGCGCCGGAUGAUCCUCGGACACGUUAUGUCCGGCUUGUGUGUCAAAAUGAAUCGCGCGAAAAAGCUUCAAGGCGAUUUACUCGAGACUCCAAUGAAAAGAUGUCUUUCCACGUUCGAUAUUACACUGCUCGGCGUUGGUCAUAUGGUUGGCGCUGGAAUCUACGUUUUAACAGGAACGGUAGCUCACGAUAAGGCUGGACCAGGCGUGAUUUUGAGCUUUCUGCUCGCUGGUAUAGCUUCCUUGUUAGCAGCUCUGUGCUACGCCGAAUUCGGAGCACGCGUUCCAAAAGCUGGUAGCGCUUACGUUUACACCUACAUCACUGUCGGUGAAUUCUGGGCUUUCGUAAUCGGCUGGAACAUUAUAUUAGAGCAUAUGACCGGUGCUGCGUCAGUGGCUAGAGCCUGGAGCGGGUACGUCGAUUCUUUGGCAGGAGGAUCAAUCAGCAAUUACACCCGGCGAUUGAUGCACGGGUACACCAUGGAGGAACCGCUUGGAAAUAUUCCAGACUUUUUAGCCGCCGGAUUGUGUGUAGCUUACGCGAUGUUGCUAACAUUGGGAGUCAAAAGUUCCGCAACGAUUAAUUCUAUACUCACCAUCGUGAACUUGGGUGUAAUGACUCUAGUGAUCGGUUUGGGAUUUGCUUACGCGAAACUUUCCAAUUGGAAUUACGAGAAUGGAGGCUUCUUGCCGUAUGGAUUUUUCGGUGUAUUGACAGGUGCCGCAUCGUGCCUUUACGCUUUCGUCGGCUUCGAUUCUAUCGCCACUUCUAGCGAAGAAGCACGCGAUCCUGGAUACAGUAUACCGCGAGCGACGUUAUUCUCUAUUGCAAUCGUCACCACCGGAUACGUGUUGGUUGGCGCAGCUUUGACUUUGGUCGUACCGUAUUGGAAUAUCAAUCCCACGGCAGCUCUUCCCGAGGCUUUCUCGUCCAGGGGAGUACCAUGGGCCAAAUACGUGAUAAGUGUCGGGGCUCUGUGCGGAAUGACGACGACUCUCUUCGGAUCCCUGUUCUCAUUGCCACGAACGAUGUAUGCCAUGGCAAACGAUGGUCUACUCUUUGGCUUUUUGGGACACAUUAACGAACGCACUCAAGUUCCGGUUCUGAACUUGGCUAUCAGCGGCUUUGUCAGUGGCUUAAUCGCCUUGCUCUUCGAUCUUCAGCAUCUACUCGAAUUUAUGUCUAUCGGUACUUUCUUGGCUUAUAUCAUCGUUUCGGCAAGCGUAAUUAUCUUGAGAUAUCGGCCCGAAAAGAAUACACCGGCAGCGUCGAACGCUGAUACACCGAAUAGUUUGUCGGUCGCACCGCCUACCGAUUCCAACAGCGACUCGAACAGCGUCACGUCCGCAGAAUCCGAGCUCCUAGACUUGAGCGAAGGCACUGGUAAACUUAAGCCGCGAUACGUUUGGUUGGUCAACUUUUUGGGCAACUGCAAACCCGAAGACGCGGUGACCGGUUCCGUAAUGAUGUACAUAGCAGGUUGCAUUUCCUUGUGUUUCUUCUUUAUACUCAUCUCUCAAACGAACUUUGCGCCAACAUGGUGGGAUUAUUUCGUUCUGUCAAACGUUCUUCUACUGCUGCUCGGAAGUCUUUUCGUUAUCUCCGCGCAUCAACAGAGUCCUCCUAAUGGGAAAUUCCGCGUACCUAUGGUGCCAGUGGUACCAGCCUUGAGCAUCUUAUUCAACGUAGGACUAAUGUUCAAUUUAUCGCCUUUGACGUGGCUGCGAUUCCUCAUGUGGAUGGUAGUCGGAAUGUUGAUAUACUUCCUAUACGGGAUUCACUACAGCAAAGAAGCCGCAAGUCCGAACUCGUACUCGAUCUUAAUGGCAACCUCGGAAGCUGGACGGGGUGCGAAAUGGGGUGCUACGUUGCGGGUGAAUCGAAAAAGCGACGAAGUUCCGAUCUUAAAGGAAGAAGAUUUCGUACAUUAGAGUUCGUCAGAACUGUAUAAAUAUAUGCCAAUCAACGCUGAAUGUAAGUAAAUAAUAUUAAAUAGGCGUUGCGGAAAAGUUACACGAUCGGACCACACUGUUUUCCUACAUACGUGCCGAUUUGAAUUAAAAAUUAAAGUCGAGGAAUCUUUGUACAUACCAGUAACGUCAUGUAAAAUGCUAAGUCUUGCUCUGGAAAAUGCUAAAAAUGUAUCCCCUUCGAGACACUUUGUAUUUAAAGAUUUUAAACAACUAAAUAUUCGAGGAAUUUCAAAGUAGGCAAGAUCGUGUUGCAUUAGUACCUUGAUUCAUUUUCGUCGGAUCCUCUGUUCUCGAUUUAUAUAUCAGGAUUUAGUUGAAGAUGGUUCAGUCUUAUUCGUAUUUUGUCUCGCACAAAUUUAUGAUGUAUACAGUCCUUUUACAUUUUACAUGUGUAUAUUAAUUUUCUAUAU